Sardina pilchardus (European sardine) is the source of this 1504-nucleotide messenger RNA. Its product is annotated as dendritic cell-specific transmembrane protein. Lineage: Eukaryota; Metazoa; Chordata; Actinopteri; Clupeiformes; Clupeidae. Gene Ontology annotation, cellular component: membrane. The transcript is spliced from 3 exons. Bases 1 to 1431 code for a protein of 476 amino acids. The record is from RefSeq and is a predicted model, not a curated record.
AUGAGGAUCCCUGGUGCUCAGCUGAAGGAGACCUUGCGUCAGGUCUGGUGUGGUACAGUUCAGCUCUUCACAGCUGACUCCCCCGACAGCCGGAGGGACAAGCUGCUUCUCUCCGUCGCCUGCCUCGCCCUGAGCGUCUUCCUGUCAUGCCUGCUCUUCAUUGGUCUACGCUACUCUCUAAAGUAUGAGGUCGAGGUGUCUGCUGGAAUGGCGGUUGCUUUUGCCAUAGGUUCUACUGUAGCCUUGUCCGUGUCGCACUGCGUCCGCUGUUUUGCCGUGCUGGUCCUCAUCUCCUGCGGCCUGAAGCAGACGCGGAACGUCCUUAUCGCUGCCGGAACGAGUUUGGUGAUCUUGUGGAACGUGGAGAACACACUGGAGAACCUCCGGGGACUGGCCAAGAGUCUGCUCUGCAACCUGGAGGCCAAGAAAGUCCUGGUGGACCUGGCGCCGCUCAGCAACUACGUGCGGAUGCUCAAAUGGGUCGGGGGCCAGCUCAAGCACUUCACCGACUUCGGCUUUAUGUCCGUCGUGCCGGAGUUCAAGCUGAAGGCCUCGGUCGACUCGGUGGAGUUCACGCAGAAGGUGUCCGAGGCCAAGCGUGUGCUGAACCAGACGGCCACGUCCGCCCUGGCCUCCAUGAACGCGGCCGCCUCCGUGGCCCAGAAGCUUCUACCAGCGCUGGGCAUCCUUCUGCUCGUGCUCCUCACCGCCCGCUACGUGAAGAAGUACCGCACGGACAGGGCCUUCCAGAACAUCUUCGUCACCAAAGCCCUGCUGAGGUACGACGAGCAGCAGAGGGCCCAGGGCAGGCCCUCCAUUUUCCCACUGAGGGAGAACGAGAAGAAGCGCUACGUCGCCAUUCCGUCUGCCCGUCCUUCUGCCAAGGAGGGAAAGGUCAUUUUGAGAUUCGCCAUGCCAGUCUUGACCAACCUGCUUAUCUGGCUGUUCUUCAUUGGCAUCGACGCACUGGUGUAUUGGAUCAUAGCGGUGCUUCGCACUCGACUAGAGGAGCUGGAACCGUUUCAGGUCCCUGUGAUCAUGCAUAUAAAGGAGGACAAAGCCUUCAUCGGGAUCCCACUCGGUGUGGACAAAGACAGGCAGGACUACUCUUACAAUAUCACCCUCUUUGAAAAAAAGUGUCUGCCAGAGCCCAAGCUGCUGGUGUACUCCACCGCUCCCCUGGCCGUUAUUCUCACCCUGCUGGUGUGCCUCAGUCUCGUGUCGGCCAAACUCACCCAGCUCCGGCUGUUUGUGUCCGAGCACUUCUUCUCGGAACACGCCGAGGCUCGAGCCCAGCACCUGCAUGAGAAGAUCCUGAGGAAGAGGUCCAAGAGCAAGUUGGAGAAGCUGAAAGGAGAGCUGGCGACACUGGUCAAGCAGGCACAGUUUUGGUGUCCGAUCAUAUUUGGACAACAGCAAGACCAUUUUUAACCCCUGGCCUGACUCAGGCAUGAGUAAAGCUACAGUAAGUGGCGUGUAUGGUCAGUGUUGUACGUUCUGCCUC